This is a messenger RNA of Candidula unifasciata, 372 nucleotides long. NCBI's taxonomy places the organism in Eukaryota, Metazoa, Mollusca, Gastropoda, Stylommatophora, Geomitridae. The record is from the annotation of a GenBank genome assembly.
AUGGCAGCUGACAACAAGAAGGGUACCCCUGGCAUCGACAAAAACAAUAAAUACGACCGUCAACUGAGACUCUGGGGUGAUCAUGGGCAGGCGGCUUUAGAGACGGCUCGGGUCUGCCUCAUCAAUGCUUCGGCUACCGGAACAGAAAUUCUCAAAAAUCUCAUUCUGCCAGGUAUCGGAUCCUUCACAAUUGUUGAUGGUAACAAGGUGCAAGGCGAGGAUGUUGGCAACAACUUCUUCCUGACAGCGGAUUCUGUUGGAAAGUCACGAGCCCAGGUGACAACAGAGCUUCUGAGUGAGUUGAAUGAAGAUGUAUCUGGUGAUUUCCUGGAAGAGGUAGGGGCUCAUUUCCUCUGGAUUUUGUGUUUGUGA